Molecule: messenger RNA, 275 nt
Organism: Acaulospora morrowiae
Lineage: Eukaryota; Fungi; Glomeromycota; Glomeromycetes; Diversisporales; Acaulosporaceae
Source: the annotation of a GenBank genome assembly
AGUCAGAGACUCAUGGCUUUGCCAUAGAACUAUACUAUUAUUGCUCAUAUCCAAAAGAAAAAGAAAAUGGAUUAUAUCGACCUUACAUUUCUUGUUAUUCCUACUGGCGCAUUUUUGGCUAUCGAAGUACGCCGUAUGGAAUUUAUAUUUCUAAGAAUGAAUCAGUCAGCGUAUUACAUACCAAAGUUCGUAAUACCUUGUUACACGAGUACAGAAAUGCUUCUUUUAAUCUUCGUGCGGUUGAUGUUGAACAGUCGGAGUCUCAUCCCCUUUAG